Molecule: messenger RNA, 945 nt
Organism: Penicillium malachiteum
Lineage: Eukaryota; Fungi; Ascomycota; Eurotiomycetes; Eurotiales; Aspergillaceae
Exons: 6
Coding region: 1-945 (314 amino acids)
Source: RefSeq, a predicted model, not a curated record
AUGACAAACUCAUUAGUGACGGAAACAUUUGUCGAAUAUGGCAUUGGUAUAUCUUUUUUAGUGUUGCGAAUGUUUGCUCGUUUAAAUUUCGGAGGAAUUCAAGGCCUGCGUUUGGAUGAUGCUUUCGCAGCUGCUGGCAUGGUUUGCAUUUUGGACCAUGCAAACAAGAUUUAUGGCAGCAAUAUCGGCCUUACUAAAGUUACCGCCAUGGAAGUCACCGAUAGCGAGAUGCCUGAUAUGAUCCUCGGCUCAAAGUUGGCCUUUAUGAAUUGGAUUUGGUAUAUGAGCUAUCUCUGGUGUCUCAAGGGUGUCUUCCUUUGCCUCUACUGGAAACUCACGUAUGUGACAAGGGACACGAACUCAAAGGCUGGUUCUGGGAGCUGUGAUAUUUUGUAUACUCAGCUGGCUAGCAUGUCUAUUGACACAUAUCUGCAUAUGCACACCAAUUCCCAGGAAUUGGCAGAUCAAGCCUUACGCAGGAGGCGAGUUUACAACUGCACUCUCCGUCAACCACUUUAUGUAGUCAUCGCUGUUCUCAACGUGAUAUCCGAUCUCAUGAUCAUGAUUAUCCCCUUCCUCAUGCUCAACAAACUUCAAGUUGCCUUCGAACGCAAGAUUAUCCUAGGAGUAAUGUUUAUGUCCGGUAUAUUCAUUAUGAUCUGUACGAUUCUCCGAUGCUACUAUUCCCUCGGCGAUAUUAGUCAACUUCCAACUGCACUCCACUGGGCUGACCGCGAGUGCUUCGUUGCUGCCAUUGUUGCCUCUCUCCCUGGAAUCAAACCACUAUUCCGUGGAGUGGGCUGGCUUGGCUUCACGAGCUACAGUCGAUCAAAGAACACUUAUGGCACGGAAGGCUAUAAUAAGUUUGCCUCCGGGGAGACAAGACACCAGGCCUUAGCUUUGCUGAGCGCAGUGGAAACCACAACGCGAAGGCCAUGGAACUGA